Molecule: messenger RNA, 2418 nt
Organism: Insectozyma verbasci
Lineage: Eukaryota; Fungi; Ascomycota; Pichiomycetes; Serinales; Debaryomycetaceae
Source: the annotation of a GenBank genome assembly
AUGUCAUCAAAUAUUGUUGUUCCAACUCAAUUGGAAUUAUUUAAUAAUAAUUUUGAUCAUAAUUCAUCAUCGUCUUCAUCACCACCACCUCCAAGAGGAAAUCCAUCAACUUCAACAUCUCAUAAUAAUCAACAGUCAUUUGUACCACGUACAACAGUAGAUAUACCCACAUUGCCACAAUUACAACCACAGGCACAACCACAGGCACAACCUUCUUAUUCUUCAAUUGCAAAAAAAGUACAUCGCGAGGUGAGAUUUGGAAACUACAUUUUAGGCUCAACAUUAGGUGAAGGAGAAUUUGGUAAAGUUAAAUUAGGUUGGAGAAAAGAUGGGAAACAUCCAAGUCAAGUUGCAAUAAAAUUAAUUAAAAGAUCAACAUUAUUAAAAGAUUCAGAUUCAGAAAUUAAAAUUCAUCGUGAAAUUAAUUCAUUAAAAUUAUUAAAUCAUCCAAAUAUUGUUAAUUUAGUUGAAGUUAUGAAAAGUGGUAAAUAUAUUGGUAUUGUAUUAGAAUAUUGUUCAGGUGGUGAAUUAUUUGAUUAUAUUUUACAACAUAAAUUUUUAAAAGAACAAAUUGCCAAAAAAUUAUUUGCACAAUUAGUUAGUGGAGUUGAUUAUAUGCAUAAAAAAGGUUUAAUUCAUCGAGAUUUAAAAUUGGAGAAUUUAUUAUUAGAUAAACAUAAAAAUGUAAUAAUUAGUGAUUUUGGAUUUGUUAAUUCUUUUUCAAAAGAUAAAGCAGAUCUAAUGAAAACAAGUUGUGGAUCACCAUGUUAUGCAGCACCUGAAUUAGUAUUAACUCAAAGUCCGUAUGAAGGUAAAAAAGUUGAUAUUUGGUCAUUAGGUAUUAUAUUAUAUGCAAUGUUAUCUGGUUAUUUACCAUUUGAUGAUGAUCCAGAAAAUGAAGAUGGUUCAGAUAUAAUUAAAUUAUAUCAUUAUAUUGUUAAAACUCCACUAACUUUUCCUGAAUAUGUUAGUCCAUUAGCAAGAGAUUUAUUAAGAAAAAUUAUUGUUUCAGAUCCAAGGAAAAGAAUAGAUAUGAAAGAAAUUAAACAACAUCCAUGGUUAUCUCAAUAUCAAAAUUUGUUACAAAUAAAUCAACCACAAUGGGAUAAAUUGAGUAAUAAUAAAGAAAAUAAACCAAUAAUUCAUGAACCACAACCAAAUAAACGUUUCUCAAUGAUUAAUGAAAGUACAAAUUCAGCAUCACUAAUUAUACAACAACCACAACCAAUUUCAUUACAUAAUAGAUCAUAUUCUUCAACUUCAAUUAGUUUAUUAUAUUCAUCUCCAUCUUCAACUGUUGCAAUACCAAAAUUAAAUGAAUCAAAUGAUACUAUAAAUAAUUUAUCAACAACACCAUCUCCAAAGAAAAAUUCACCAAUUUCUCCACAAAAGGGUCAUCAAAAAUCAUCAUCAAUAUCAAAUUCAUAUUCUUCAGCUAGUAUUGCAUUAAAAGCAUUAGAUUAUAAAAUUCCGACAAUUGUUGAAAGUCCUACUAAACAACAACAACAACAUCAAGUACCUUUGAUUAUAUCAUCAACUACAACUCCAAGAUUACCACCAACCAAAAAACCAAGACCAACUUCGUAUCAUCCAUCAUCUAUAACAUCAAGUUUAACUAAUGAAUUUAACAAAUCUUAUCCUAAUCCAAUUGGUCAAUAUAUUUCUACAUCAACAUCAAAUCAACAUAGUGAUAUAAUGGAAUCAUCAAUAGAUUUACCUUCUUCUCCACAACAACAAAUUUCUAGAAGAAAUUCUGAAGUUACUCAUAUUCACGUUAAUGGCGUGUUAAGUAAUGAAGAAAAUAAAAGAAAUUCAGUGUUGAGUUAUUUAGAAGAUAAAAUAGAUACAUUAGAAUUAGUAGAAUCACCAAAAAAGGAACAAAAAGUUAAAGAAGAAAAAGAAGAAAAAGAAAAACAUGAUUCAUCCGAUGUUAAGAUUGAAGUGGAAGAUUCAUCACCAAUUAUACCAGUUGAAGAAUAUAUUAAAAAAUCAGAAGAAUUCAAGAAACCAGCACCAACUAAUAAAAGACAUUCGAUAGCAGUUACAAAUAAAGAAAAUAAAGAAAAUAAAGAAAAUAAAGAAAAUCAUAUUAAGGAAAAUAAAAAGAAGAAUAGAUUUAGCUUGUUAGCAUUUUAUAGUACUUCAAAUUCAUCAAAUUAUUCACUUAAAGAUUCUACAAAUAUAAUUCAAAAUAAAAAACCAUUAGAACCAUCAAAUGAAUCAAAUAAGAAUAAAACACUACAAUCACAGUCACAAUCACAAUCACAAUCACAAUCACAAUCACAAUCACAUGGAGCACCUCAAAAAAGAGUUCAUUCUGGCUCUUCAACAAAUUCAAAAAAGACAAUUGAAAAAGAAACUAGUGCAGCUAGAAAAGUAAUGGAUUUUUUUAAAAGAAGAAGUAUUAGAGUUAAUUAA